Pocillopora damicornis (cauliflower coral) is the source of this 1152-nucleotide messenger RNA. RefSeq lists its product as uncharacterized. Gene Ontology annotation, molecular function: GTPase activity; GTP binding. Lineage: Eukaryota; Metazoa; Cnidaria; Anthozoa; Scleractinia; Pocilloporidae. The record is from RefSeq and is a predicted model, not a curated record.
AUGGCAGCAAUAGCUAAGGACAACACACAUGAACGAGAGUAUGAAGGGUGUAAACUGGAGACAGUUUACUUGGUACCUCAAGCUGUUGAUUUGCCUGUAUGUCUGGACUGUCUAAACGAGGGCAUGGAUGACGUACAACUCUGUCCUUUUUUUUGUUUUACAGAUGGCCGAAAAAUUCCAGAAAAGGAGCGUCGUAAACAAGAUAUUGACAUGAUGGGGAAAAAUAAGUUGAAGGAUAUUGUUUUCCGCUGUAUCGAGGACAAGAGUUUCAAGAGACCUCAUGCCGAGGAGCUUAUUCGAAUGCUUCGAUUACAAUCCUCAAAGAUAAGACAGAAAGAAUUGAUUGCGAAUCGUUAUGGACUACCAACAAUUCAACUUUUAGUUCUUGGGUCGAUGAGUGUUGGAAAGUCAUCCCUUAUCGCGCGAUAUUUUGACGGUGAAUUCAACGAUCGAAUCUUGGUAACCAUGGGCCGGGACAUCAGGGUAACUAAGAUCUGUCUACAUGACCGACGCUUUAAUCUAAAGGUUGUUGACACCGCAGGUCUAGAAAAAUAUAUAUCUGCUCUCGUUACAUCAGAGUUUCGGAAAAGUCAAGGGAUCGUCAUAGCUUAUGAUGUGACAGAUCCUCGUUCCCUUCACGAUGGUGUUAAGACAAUUUAUGAGCUUAUCAAAGACAAUGCAGCGGAUGAUGUGAGCAUGAUUUUAGUGGGAAACAAAACAGAAGAGCCGCGGCUUCUCAGUGAAAAAGACGGACAAAGAUAUGCAAAAAACUUUAAAAUUCCUUAUAUUGAGACGAGUGCAAAAACUGGAAAAAAUGUCAAAGAAAUGUUUGAAAUGAUCAUAAAAGAGAUCGAUGAAAGCUUGGAUUUGUCUGAUAUUGAUUCGUACGUCACAAGCCACGAAAAAGUACAACUGCCGCGAGCAAAAAGGAAAGGUUCCUGUUGUUUAUGGGGGUAACUGUAACUGUAAAUGUUUUAAUUGCUUUCUGUUUGGGUAAUGAAAACUCAUGUUCUGUUGUAAAGCACGCAGGAAGCGGCUAAAGCACGAAAGAAGUGAAGGGAGAAACACGAGACGUAGUCGAGUAUUCCUCCCUAUCUCUUGCGUACUUUAGCCGCCACACAGUCGAGGCUUUUAAUUUGUUUUAUAAUCAAU